UUACAGGUAUUGGAGCUGCGUGGCAAUUUCUGAACGUGAUUAUGGUCGUAAAAGACAAAGUUACGUUCGAAACAGAAUUGGAAAACCUCCAAUCCAUUCUAACACCAAUAAUUUCGAUGUUGGAAGAAAUUGAACAGCUGAACAGGGAGGCGAAUCGUCCAAGGGAGGAGCUGGCUCCACUAAUAAGCAAAAUGGAAGAGGGCACGCAGCUUGUUUCUGAUUGUUCCAAAGUCCGCGGCUGCUUAAAUCUAUGCGGCAGGUAUUGUUGCAAGGCAAAACUAAAGGCAUUUACAAAGUCAUUUAAGAAUAUUUACUCCACGGUCAUGUUAGCUCAGAUUGCAAGAGAUCAAAAAGAUAACCGUAGGACUCAAAUGCUCCGCGAUGAUAUUCAGCCUACCAGCAACCGUGAUUUAUUUCUCCCUGCCCGGAAACUCUACAUUGCCUGGGUAGAAAAUCCUGAUUAUUGGAGGUGGAAUUCUGAUCAUCCAAAUAUCGGGGAGGUGGCUGAACUUGUUAAGGUGUAUUUUCUGGCAGUCAGCGGCUGGGUGGACACUAGCACCCUAGAAGAAAAUACCAGAUACGAGGCAUAUUUAGUGUAUAGUCUAAGGAAUAAUGCCACCGGGUUCAAGAACAAGCCUGUUGAGGUGUUCCUUAAUGUUAUCGGUCAUGAAGAUCAGAAUUCGAAGCAAAAGGUGUUCUUGGAAGCUCCGGCAACACCGUGGACUCCGGGGGAAACUUCCGUGACAUCCCCACUCUUGCAUGGACACUCUGUGCAGAGAGACGAUGGGUGGAAGGAGGUAAAAUUGGGUGAGUUCCUUAACGACCAGGACAAGGAGUUGGAGGUGGGUAUGAAUCAUACUGAAGGGAAACUCAAGACUGGCAUUGUCAUUCGAGGAAUCCAAAUAAGGCCUAAAUUGCAAAACUAAAAUACACAAUAAAUUAUCAAUUUCAUCUAAAAGAAUUACUUUUAUCUUAAAUAGUCACUAAAAUAAAAUAUUUUAAAAAUUAUAUAAAUUAAGUCUUUCAAGCAUUGAAAUAUUAUUCUUCAGAUUAAUCCUUAUACAUCGAUAAAAUUAAUAUUUCAAUGUAUGUAUUAAGAUGUUGGAUAUUCAAUACUUUAGCUAGAAAUUACUUAUAUAUAAUUUUUUUUUUAUUUUAAGGACUACUUUUAAGAAACAGUAAUACUUUAGAUAUCAAAUUGAUAGUUAAUUUACUCUUGAAAUAAGCAUGCUCAAUUUAUAAUAUGUUGUGUUUCUAUGUAUACUUUUGCUUGCCACAUGGCAAUUAAUAAAGCACACCCUCUCUAGAAUGGUGUGUAUGUACUUUCCUGUAUAUGUUGCUGAAUACAUUUAGCAAUUAAAUAAGCACGCCCACUCAUAAUGGUGUGUAUGUACUUUUCAUUUUAUAAGUCAAGUGUGUUGUACUUUUCUUUUUAAGUCAAAAUGAUGAGGUGUACUUUUUCUUUAUGAAAUUAGAAUGAUCAAUGUGUGCUUUA
This is a messenger RNA of Glycine soja, 1495 nucleotides long. RefSeq names its product F-box protein At2g02240-like. Lineage: Eukaryota; Viridiplantae; Streptophyta; Magnoliopsida; Fabales; Fabaceae. The transcript has 2 exons. The coding region runs from base 42 to 926 and encodes 294 amino acids. The record is from RefSeq and is a predicted model, not a curated record.